AGGCCUUUUUAAUCUCGCUUUGGGUUGCAUCUUGUUUGACACCAAGAACCUUGUAUGCAUCGUCCCCAUCCUCCAUUGUCUCUGCCUGUGCCUACCACCUUUUUUUGCGUCGCGGAAAAAUGACUGCCUCCGGGCUCCGUUGCUGGCUACAGACUGACCUCGAAGAUGAAGGACAACAAAAAGUGAGUCUCGCUCGCUUUCCUUAAAACGUCUCCCGUUUCAGCACUGGGUUCUUAGGGGAUACCGAUUUCUUGGAUUACCAGGGAUCCAUGCAAUAAACACCUACAACUUACAAUCCUUCUGUCACAGAUAUCGGCAAUUGCCCAAACGAUUAUUCUUUGCGACACGGGACGAGUCGUACCGAUAUGCGGUAUUGUUACCCAUGAAGUAAGAGUACUGGGAAUUGGUCAAAAGCUCGAAUUUAAUUUGAAAAUUGGAGCGAGCUUUUUCUACCGAAUUUCUUAGAAUUCAAAUAUACACUAAGGUUAGAGUUUUAACUAUCGAYUCUUGACGCAAUCUUUGACUUUGUCAUUGACUUGGCCUUUGACACCCCUGUUCGUAUUCGAAGUUCGUACGUGCCGUAGAACUUACCUGCUCCUACGAGGAGGUACGAUACGAGUUACCUAACGGCAUGUCCAGUACAAAAAGUUGCAACUUGGUGUCAUCCGAUGUUAUGAAGACGAUGCAAGCGAUGGCGGAUCCUCGUAGUACGAACAUCUGGCAUUCAACUUGGAUACUCAGCUUCAGUAGGAGCACAGCGCCAUAUCUUUUGUCGAUGCCAUAGGACAUAGUGCAGAAUUGGUUUCAUCAGCAAAAUUGAAAUACGAAGGUUGACACAGACUGUUGGUUUGUUUCGAAUUUCAAUCCAUUGCAGAAAAAAGGCCAUUCAGUGCUUCUACUAGAAUCCCUAUUCAAGGUUGCCGCCCAACGCGUCAUUGAUAAUUGCAAUUCGAGAUGAUUGGAGCAACACGAGCUAUCACCGAACGAAGUGCUUGCAUUCUGUUGCCGCUAUUGAUCGUCUUUCUCUCGGUAUCUCGCUCUUCUGCAGGAAGAUUCGUGUCGAGCGGUCCGAACCUUGUCAUCACCCUGAAGGAUCCCACCGAGACUUAUUCGAGCGGCCCCGUGAACGAUAAUAAUGUAGAUUCGGACGAACCGGUGCAGAAAAACCCAUGGUUCGACUUGGGAAAAUUGCGUCCCACCAUCAUGUGGUCGCUUCAGAGCAAAGGAAAGCCUCUUCCGAACUGGGUUCCGAGUUGGCACUCCCUCCGAACUACGGUCGGAUACCAAUACGAAUCGAUGAAACGAUUGCCUUCUGUUGUCGAAGCGGAUCUCAAAUUCUCGUCGGAAAAAACCGGGAUCGAUCUACAGGUGCAGCCAACGUAUGAAUUUGGAUCGCAACAAACCGCGGUGUCGAUUCGGGCAUCGCGGGGACCUGCCGCCUAUUUGAUGGCAAAGAUUGCCACGAAACGUGAUCGAUGGCUGCAAAUGGUGAAGGGUUGUUACCAAGCAAGCCUGCCCUACGCAUCGGUGAGCGCCGUUCGGGUUACGCCCAGCGUAGACCUGGUGCAAGGACAGGCAUCGUGCUUGGUGGAGGCAACUACCGGAUCGCAACGUACGAAAGCAGUCUUGAACUUGGAGUACGACAAUCCAACUCUCACGGUUGUCCAUGCCUUGAACGAACGGUACGAAUUCAUUACGUCCUUUUCUUUACACUUGAUAUUAGGAAUCGGCGUUUCGUUUGACUGUGCGUAGAAUGAUUUCUUCUUAUUUAUCUUACAACUUUCCAUUGUUGACUCUAAACGUUUGUCUCCUUUCGCGAUGAACACGACUACUAGAAACACGAUUGCUCCMGAAAUCUCAUUGUACGAUGCCACAAUCCUCUACCAAUGGAACCUUGCCUUGGACAGUGGAACAAUUCGAACCAAGGUCGAUCCCACUUCUGACGUUAGAGUCACUUGGACCGAUCGUUCGAUGAAUGGAAAGUGGAUUACAGAUGUACGAAUGCCUCUUUCUGGCACUACUCUCUCGGCAAUGGCAGCCGACGUACGCGUGCGACGGCAGUUUACAUUCUGAAUGAGACAGGUGCAAGCAGGGAGAAUCGAGAGAUUUUAAAUUUGAAUAUUUGGAUCGCAAUCUAUUCGCUGCGAACUUUGUGUUCCUCAAUGGUUUCAUGGCUCACGUUGAAGGACUCUGUACCGAGAAGCGCAAAGCUCAAAAACUCAGUCAUUCUUGAAUCAUUCCAGAAGAAGACGAUAUAUGCAGUAUGACUGAUAAAACUCAGUCGAUUUUUAAGGACUAACGUCUAGACCCUUCUCUUGCAGUGAUUUCAAUCUAGGUUCCGGUGGAACUUUCCCAAUACAAGCUCUUGUGGCUCUUCCUGCUAUGAAAACCUGACAUGUAGCACAAUCUCCUCUAUUUUAUUAGUGGCGUCCGUAGAAUGUGAUUUAGGCAUUGGGAUUACAAUGACAAAUAAAAUUAGAGAGAAAGU
Messenger RNA from Pseudo-nitzschia multistriata, 2488 nucleotides. The record is from the annotation of a GenBank genome assembly. Lineage: Eukaryota; Bacillariophyta; Bacillariophyceae; Bacillariales; Bacillariaceae.